Trypanosoma cruzi is the source of this 765-nucleotide messenger RNA. RefSeq lists its product as uncharacterized. The transcript has a single exon. Lineage: Eukaryota; Euglenozoa; Kinetoplastea; Trypanosomatida; Trypanosomatidae. The annotation marks the transcript as partial. The record is from RefSeq and is a predicted model, not a curated record.
CGGCCGUUUGAUGGCGAGAAUAUGCAGGAGGUGAUGCAGAAGGCGCUAGCCGGGAGGUACGAUCCGCUGCCACCGACGAUUAGCCCCGAGAUGACGGAGGUUGUGACGUCGCUUCUCUGCGGGGAUCCGCAUGCCCGUCCCUCGAGCAGCAAACUGCUCAACAUGCCCAUCUGCAAGUUGUUUGUUUCUGGCCUGCUCGAGAUUGUGCAGACGCAGCCCUCCUUUGCGGGCCCGCUACGUGACACGAUAUCCACGCACAUUCAGAGCGUGAAGCAGUCACUGAAGGAGGAGCGGCGUGUGACUGUGAGGCAAAUGGAGGAGUCUCAGUCGGCUGCGGCCGCGUCCACGACGAUCCUGGAGGGGGCGACCCCCAUGGGGAGCGUGGGGGACCUUACGCUGUAUGAAGGCAUUGUGAAGAAGCAGAGCGGUGAUCUCGCGUGGAAGCGCCGGUAUUUGUGCAUCCGCGGGGCACUCGAGGAGGGCGAGCGGCUGGAUGUGGGCAGGAUGCCGAAAUUCAAGAGUCUGGACCUUGUGUUGGCCGUAUCGAAGGAGACAAUGCGGCAGCAGUGCAUCACGACGCCAUUCUCUGAGUUGGAGGACGUGUUCCCUGUUGCAAGCAAGUACACAGGGUCGAAUGCGCAGCAUGUGUUUGCCGUGGCCUUCAAAACGGGAAGGCGCCUUCUUUUUCAGGCACGCGGUGAUCCCGAGCGAGAUGCGUGGAUGCAAAAGAUUCAGCAGACUCUUGGUAUUGAUGAGGCUGACUAA